This is a messenger RNA of Diatraea saccharalis (sugarcane borer), 2262 nucleotides long. The record is from the annotation of a GenBank genome assembly. NCBI's taxonomy places the organism in Eukaryota, Metazoa, Arthropoda, Insecta, Lepidoptera, Crambidae.
AUGUCUUCGCAAAUUUGGCAGCCACCAGACAUCACAGCUAUCUGUGCUGAACAGAAUGCGCCUUUAACUCAAUGUUCACAUACUGGAUUCGUGUUUUUAGCUUUAUUAACGCAGCUAUUCGGAAGCUCUAAAGAUUAUAACAUACUCGAUAAUCCAUAUCCUAAGCCUUUUUUGAGUGAUUACCGUAGCCCUCCAUUAGUAGAACGGACCAUUUCGGAACCGGCACCAAUAAAACACGUCGCAACAAAUCCACAUCUACUAGGGCCUCCUUUGAAUUUCGAACCACACGUGGAUCAUAAAAUUCAUGCACAUAGCUAUGGACCAAAAGGAAGUCAAGGUUUCUCUGAAUCAUCAUUCUUUUUGAAACCAGAUUUGAAAUUAGAUUUCGAAAAGUUCCCACCUAGAUUCGAUGCAGCCGACUUUGAAUCAAAUUUUUUUGCUAACAAGCACGAUUUCUUUGACGUAGAGCCGGCUGAUUCAGAAAAGGUUACAGUAGUGGAUAAAGCUGAAAUUAUAACUGAGAAAAGCAAGGCUUAUAAUAAAAAUAAAAGGAAAAGAAAAAAGAGAUACGCUCCUGAAGUGUACGACUUUAUUGUAGUCGGUGCCGGAUCAGCAGGAUGUGUUAUUGCUAAUCGUCUUUCUGAAGUUAAAAAAUGGAAGUCUUCAGAAGCAGGUCCAGAGGAACCAGACGUCACUAGCGUGCCAGCCUUCGCCCCAGUUUUAGGAAACUCAAAUAUCGAUUGGAGAUAUAGAACACAGCCCGAAGAGUUGACUUGCAGAGCACAUAGAGGGCAAACUUGUCCAUGGUUUAGCGGUCGUGUUAUGGGUGGUUCCAGUUCUAUAAAUUAUUUAGUUUAUAUGAGAGGUAAUAAACGUGAUUAUGAUGAUUGGGCUGCACUUGGUAAUUAUGGAUGGAGCUACGAUGAUGUACUGCCAUAUUUCAAAAAAUCGGAAAACAAUCAAGAUAUUGAAGCAAAGGAUGAAAUAUAUCAUGGUGUUGAUGGCCCUCUGACAGUAGAACGGUUUACGUAUUUGGAUAAAAAUGUUGCAAUGAUAGUGAAAGCUUUCCAUGAAACUGGAUUACCCUUAGUAGAUUUUAAUGGUGAACAACAAAUAGGAACUAUGACUACACAGGCAACUUCUAAAGAUGGAAAACGAAUGUCUAGUAAUUCAGCCUUUAUAAGACCUGUAAGACACAAAAGAUCGAAUUUGUUUGUAAGAUCAAAUGCACAAGUGACAAAAAUUUUAAUACAUCGCCACAAAAAGAUAGCAUAUGGAGUGAAGUAUAUGAGGAAUGGGGUUUGGCAUGAGGUACGUGCUUUAAAAGAAGUAGUGUUAAGCGCUGGAGCUCUUAAUUCUCCUAGGAUACUAAUGUUAUCUGGAAUCGGACCAGAGAAAACCCUCAAGGAACUAAAUAUACCAGUGUUGAAAAAUCUUAAAGUUGGAUAUAAUUUACAAGAUCAUGCUACUAUGGAAGCUAUGCUUAUGGGUUUAACAAACAAAACGUCAACGUCAAUUAGCAGUGAUGAAUUAAUAAAUGGAGUAAAAAAAUAUCAUUCAUCAAAACACAAUGAUGGACCACUAUCUGCAACAGGGCCUUUAUAUGUGACAGCAUUUGUAAGAACGCCUUUUGCGGAUGAAGACGAAACAGUGCCCGAUAUACAAUAUCAUUUUGAUGGUAGAAAUUUAAGAGAGUUUUACUCGGAUCCUACAACUUAUCUAGCGACUCGUACUUUACCUCUUGCUUAUUAUGACAGUAUCAACGUAAGGCCAAUUUUAUUGUCACCAAAAAGUCGAGGAUACUUAACUCUCAAUAAGACUGAUCCUGUUUUUGGUCAACCAUUGAUAUAUCCAAGAUUUUUUACGGACAAACGAGAUGUGGACACUUUAGUGGCCGCAUUGGAAAUGAUACAAGUACUAGAGAAGACUAAAGCUUUUAGGGAAAAUGGCGUAGAAUUUAUUAGAGUUCCAGUCGAAGCUUGUGUAAAUUAUGAAUGGGGUACAUAUGAUUAUUUCUUUUGUUUACUUAGAAGUUAUACUGCGACAAUAUUUCAUCCCGCAGGAACUUGUCGAAUGGGACCACCGUCUGAUAAAGAGGCUGUUGUGAAUCCUCGUUUGAAGGUUUACGGAAUACGACAUUUGAGAGUUGCAGAUCUUUCUAUUGUGCCAAAUAUUAUCCGUGGAAAUACCAACGCUCCAGCUAUAAUGAUAGGUGAAAAAGUAUCUGACAUGAUAAAAGAAGAUUGGAAUCACUAUUUUUAA